Hydra vulgaris (swiftwater hydra) is the source of this 652-nucleotide messenger RNA. NCBI's taxonomy places the organism in Eukaryota, Metazoa, Cnidaria, Hydrozoa, Anthoathecata, Hydridae. The record is from RefSeq and is a predicted model, not a curated record.
UUUUAUUAAUUGUCUUUUUUAAUGUUGCGUUGAAUGAAAAUUAGUUUGACGACCAACAACGAUAACAACGAUUAUAAAGUUAUCAAAAAUGAGUUCUUCGCGUAAAGUUUAUAAAAGAACUUUUUCAAAGUAUGACAUCAUCUCAAGUAAUCCAUCAGUAAUUGCACUUAAAAGUCUAUUUAACAAAUACGAUGUUAACGGCGACGAGUGUCUUGACGCAAAAGAACUUGCAUCGUUGUUGACAACGGAUAUUGGUUUAAGCGAGGAACAAGCAGAAACUUAUAUAUAUAUCCUCUACAAAAACGGAAAGACUUUUAUUUCUUUUGAAGAAUUUCAAGAUUGGAUGAAUAAUAACGAUAACUUAAAAGACGUUACUGACGCAACCCGUUAUUAUUAUUUACGAAAAGCCAUUGAGAUGUUUCAACGUUACGAUUCUAACGAUAAUUUUUCACUUGAUCGCGAAGAGUUAAGACUUUUAUUAUUAGAAACUGGUGGAAAAGAAGAACAUCUUGAAAUAACAUUAAAACAAUUGGAUAAAGAUGGAAACGGUUUAAUAUCAUUCAAAGAGUUCUUGGAGUGGUUGAACUGGACUCCACUAAAUGAUAUAUUUAAUUAAUAAUAAUUUUUGAAAUAAAUUUUUACGUAUUACACA